Molecule: messenger RNA, 1970 nt
Organism: Harmonia axyridis
Lineage: Eukaryota; Metazoa; Arthropoda; Insecta; Coleoptera; Coccinellidae
Gene: Pdi
Product: protein disulfide-isomerase
Exons: 6
Coding region: 182-1675 (497 amino acids)
Biological process (GO): protein folding; response to endoplasmic reticulum stress
Cellular component (GO): endoplasmic reticulum
Molecular function (GO): protein disulfide isomerase activity
Source: RefSeq, a predicted model, not a curated record
GUAAGCCACGUUGUUGGUUGUUGUGGAAAGCGGCUCAGGAUCAGAACAGAACUAAAGUCUUUCAAUCGGUGUUCUCGCCUGUUGACGUACGCUUUUUUAUUUUGUGCAGGCUGACUGCACUCUUCAUCAAAAGGGAUAGGGUUGAUCCAUUUGAAAUAUAGUUCAUUAUAAAAAAACGAAAAUGAAGAUAUUUUUGAGUGCGGUUCUAUUUUCAGUAGCUCUUUCAUACAUUUCGUGUGAAGAUAUUGCCACCGAUGAAGGAGUUCUAGUGUUGAAAAAUAAUAACUUCGAGAAAGCCAUCACAGACAACGAAUUCAUCCUAGUCGAAUUCUACGCACCUUGGUGUGGACACUGUAAAGCUCUAGCUCCAGAAUACGUGAAGGCUGCUAAGGCUUUGGCAGAUAAAGAAUCUGCCAUUAAGCUUGGCAAAGUUGACGCUACUGAGGAGUCCGAACUAGCUGAAAAAUAUGGUGUCCGUGGAUAUCCUACUAUCAAAUUCUUCAGGAAGGGAGCUGCAGUAGAUUACAAUGGUGGAAGACAGGCUGACGACAUUGUCAACUGGUUAUUGAAGAAAACUGGACCUCCAGCCAAAGACCUCAAAACAGUAGAAGAAGCCAAGGAAUUGAUUGAAAACAACAACGUUGUCAUCGUUGGUUUCUUCAAAGACGCAUCAGUCGCUAAGGCAAAGGCAUUCUUGGAUGUCGCUGCUCAAAUAGAUGACCAUCAAUUCGGUAUUACAUCUGAAAAUGCUCUUUAUGAAGAAUAUGGACUUGAUCAUGAUAGCAUCUUGUUGUUCAAGAAGUUUGAUGAAGGAAAAGUUGAGUAUGAGGGUGAGGACACCAUUGAUCAAAUCAAGAGUUUCAUCGUCUCAAACUCUCUUCCACUUGUUGUUGAGUUCAACCAUGAAACUGCACAAAAAAUAUUUGGUGGAGAAAUUAAGAGCCAUCUCAUCUUGUUCCUCAACAAAGAAGAGGAACACUUCCAGAAAGUCAGUGAUGCUGCUCGUUCAGUAGCCAAACCUUUCCGUGAGCAAAUCUUAUUCGUAACCAUUGACGCUAGCGAAGAAGAUCAUCAAAGGAUUCUGGAAUUCUUUGGAAUGAAGAAAGAGGAAGUGCCUGCAGCUCGUAUUAUCAAAUUGGAAGAAGACAUGGCCAAAUACAAGCCAGAAACCAAUGACUUGACUGCUGAAUCAAUUAAGAAGUUCGUAGGAGACUUCUUAGAUGGAAAAUUGAAGCAACACUUGCUCAGUCAGGAUAUACCAGAAGACUGGGACAAAGAACCUGUCAAGACUUUGGUUGCACACAACUUCGACAAAGUAGCAUUCGAUACAGAAAAAGAUGUUUUAGUUGAAUUCUACGCCCCAUGGUGCGGUCACUGCAAACAGUUGGUGCCAAUAUACGAUAAGGUUGGUGAACAUUUCAAAGACAACAGCGAUGUUGUUAUUGCCAAGAUGGAUGCUACUGCCAACGAAUUAGAGCACACAAAGAUCAGCAGCUUCCCCACCUUGAAACUUUAUGCUAAAGAAUCAAACAAAAUUAUUGAAUACAAUGGACCAAGAACAUUUGAAGGUCUAGUCAAGUUUGUUGAAUCGGGUGGUAAGGAUGGUGCUAGCAUAGAAGAACCUGUUGAAGAAGAGACUGAAGAUGAUGAUACACCAAGGAAGGAUGAACUUUAAAUAUGUAGUGAUAAAAAAUUUUUGUAAAAUUUACUCCAUGAGGUAUAGCUUUAUGAACUUAACUCAAGAAGUUUUAAGGUUGUUUUUAUUGAAUGUGUUUUUUAGAAACUCUUAUUUUUUAUAUUUCGUGUCGCAGUGUUUCUUCCCAAAAGAAUCUUAGAUCUAUAUACAUAUUAACAUUCCUAAUGAUACUUAUUUAUUUUUCAUAACUUUCUGAUGAAUGUUUAAAAAUGUUAAUUUUCUGGGAAUUUUCAAUGGAUUGUAAGAUCUAAGUACAAAUAAAUAUUAAAGUUAG